CUCCAAUCCCCUUCCUUCACACACUUCGAUACCCGCUCUCCUUCCAAGUAAACAUUCCAUGGCGAGUGCCCCGUACUCGUCGUUCCUGCUCGCCGCCCUUCUCGCCCUCGUCGCCGGUGUCUCGGCGAUCAACUUCCUCUCCGACGUGGAGAUCACAUGGGGCCGCGGCAAAGCCCUCAACAGCGACAUCCUCCAGCUCACCCUCGACCGCGCCUCUGGCUCCGGAUUCCGCUCCCGGCAGGAGUUCCUCUUCGGCCGCUUCGACAUCCGCAUGAAGCUCGUCCCCGGAAACUCCGCCGGCACCGUCACCACCUUCUACUUGUCGUCGUUGGGGGGCACGCACGACGAGAUCGACCUGGAGUUCCUGGGGAACGUGAGCGGGCAGCCGUACGUGCUGCACACCAACGUGUACGCGCGGGGGACCGGCGACCGGGAACAGCAGUUCUACCUCUGGUUCGAUCCCAGACUGGAUUUUCACACUUACUCUGUUCUGUGGAAUCCUCAAGAGAUUGUGAUUUAUGUGGACGGGACGCCGAUCAGAGUGUUCCGGAACAACGAACGGCUGGGGGUACCAUACCCGAAGAGUCAGCCCAUGCGGGUGUACGCCAGCAUUUGGGACGGCGACGAUUGGGCCACGCGCGGCGGCCUGGAUAAGACCGACUGGUCCAAGGCGCCCUUCAUCGCCACCUACCGGGGGCUCACUGCCGACGCCUGCGCCGUCGGCUCCUACGGCUGCUCCGCUAACCGCCGCGGGUGGUGGAACCAAGUGCUGGACUCCGCCGGAAUGCAGAAGGUGAGGUGGAUGCGGGAGAGGUACAUGAUUUAUAACUACUGCCGCGACCCCAAGCGGCAGACGGCGAGGGGCCCGCCGCCGGAGUGCGCGGUCAAUUAAUGAGUGUGUUUAUAUAUACGCGUGCGGGAUUACGUAUACGCAUGUGUUUAAUUAUGUGUUCGUAUAAUGCUUUAAUUGUUUGAUUUUGCUAUGUAUCUAAAAAUUACGGUCGAAUAAAAUAUUAAAUAUGCACGUUUGAUUUUACGUA
Molecule: messenger RNA, 1040 nt
Organism: Zingiber officinale
Lineage: Eukaryota; Viridiplantae; Streptophyta; Magnoliopsida; Zingiberales; Zingiberaceae
Product: xyloglucan endotransglucosylase/hydrolase protein 20-like
Exons: 3
Coding region: 59-892 (277 amino acids)
Biological process (GO): xyloglucan metabolic process; cell wall biogenesis
Cellular component (GO): cell wall; apoplast
Molecular function (GO): xyloglucan:xyloglucosyl transferase activity; hydrolase activity, hydrolyzing O-glycosyl compounds
Source: RefSeq, a predicted model, not a curated record